UUCUUCAUGGAAUCUGUAAUACCACCUCGAGAAUUUUUCAUAGUCCAGUAUCCAGGCAUAGUGAGGAACGAUGAUCGUGCGAUCGAAACAUUGGGAGGAUUGCAAUCGCUUAGCAAGUCUUUCAACUCAUUGACCCGACGAUUGCGCCUUUCAUUCAGACCAGAAAUGCUUUUUGCAAAGCCGGUAUAUGGUGAUCCACAUUCAAAAACGGCGCUUAUUAUCCGUGCAAAGCAACUCAGAAAUCGUCGCACCGGAGAAUUGAAAUUCACGUCGGAAAUAGUUGGCAUAGCUUCAAGAAUUUAUUCGUUUAAUGCCAUGUUUGACUUCCAAUACGGUCCCUUUGAAAGAAUUUCGGCUAACUUAAAUGAAACUGCUCCUGACUGUGCUUCGCCGUCGGAUAGUUUUCGGGUUUUUUAUGAUCGACUUUUGGUGAAAGGACCCACGCGUGUGUUAGAUUCCCAUUUAAGGGCUCCUGACGUACCCCUUUUCCUACCUCCGCUUCUUUUCACUCGGCUUGAUCAACCCACCAUGUAUUGUUUUUCAUCGCGUUUCCGCAUGAAUGAGUACGUGGAACUGGAAAAUAAUAGCCAGCAGCACCCCUACCGUAAGCGGUUGCCCCAUAUUUACCCAUAUUGGUCCGUUUGUUGGGUUUUCCAAGGCACUUAUGCCCUUCCAGACUUGCCGAAACCACAUAUAAAAUAUCGAAAGGAGCGCAAAAGCUAUGCAAUGUUUGUUAAUUUUGGAGAUCCCGUUCCGUCGGCUGCCCAUCCUGGAGCUCUGCAAGCAAUCACAAGCCUAGGGCCGCAUACGCGAAAGUUGGCUCAUGAUGUUGAAAAGUUGUUUCGCAGACGUCCCAUCUGGGGUAAGGCGGCUUUGGUUCACAGCUUGAACUGGAAACGUGUUCGUGAGUGUGCGAUUAAAACAAUUCUCCCUGCCUAUGCCUACUAUGUGCCAAAUGGACCCUGGGGUCGGGUCUGGAUCCGGUUUGGAUACGACCCUGCCGAAAAUCCCUCUUCUCGUAUUUACCAGACUGUUGACUAUCGCGUACGCUCACCUCGGUUGCAAGCCAAGUUAUGCAUUUCGGGUCGAAGACCACGAGUCGAUGAUCGUGAAGAUACUGACUUCUCCGGUUCGGAUGUUGAUGAGGCCAAGGACACCUCUCUUGUUGAUGCCGCCUUGGCUGCUAUGCACUCGGAGUCACCGUCGCCUGUUCAUGCAUCAUCAAAGAGCACCAGUGCCUUUCGGUUCAGUAAAACCAGCUGGCCAGACGCCAGGCAAAUCCUUUACCAACUCGUUGACAUUGACGUCCCUGAAGUGGUAGAGAUGUUGGCAGCACCCAUGUGUCGAAAGAUCUGUGACCCAAACCACGGUUGGAUGCCCGCUGAUUAUCAGAAAACCAUCCGAGAAGUCAUGACUCGCUACCUGGAGACAUGGGUCCUGGGGAAUGGCACACUUUCGAAGACAACAUGA
Molecule: messenger RNA, 1470 nt
Organism: Hydatigera taeniaeformis
Lineage: Eukaryota; Metazoa; Platyhelminthes; Cestoda; Cyclophyllidea; Taeniidae
Source: the annotation of a GenBank genome assembly